CAACUAGGAGCCAAUACACAAAAGUUAAGGGUUUAAAAAAAAUAAAAAAAGAAGAAGAAGAAGAAAGGUUGUAGUAGGAGGAGUCCUAUUUUCCAACAAUAGCUGACAUCCGAUCUGUCUUAACAGGUGGCAAGCUAUGGCUGAUAUGCAAAAUCUGGUGGAGAGGUUGGAGAAAGCAGUGGGCAGGCUGGAGGCCGUAUCUCACUCCUCCGGCAUGCAUGGAGGGUGUGGAGACAGUUCUCCGAAAGGACUAGCUCCAUAUGUGGAAGUUUUUGACUCUCUACUUGCUGGCCCAGCAGCAGACUAUCUAAGGAUCAGCAAAGAAAUCGGGGGAGAUGUUCAGAAACACGCUGAGAUGGUCCACACUGGUCUGAAGAUGGAACGCUCUCUUUUGGUGACAGCCUCUCAAUGCCAGCAGCCAGAUGGGAAUAAGCUUUCGUCUUUGUUGGCACCGAUCUCUGAGCAGAUCCAGGAGGUUCAGGCCUUUCGGGAGAAAAACCGAGGCAGCAAGUUAUUCAAUCAUCUGUCAGCUGUCAGCGAGAGUAUCCCAGCCUUGGGUUGGGUGGCCGUGGCACCAAAGCCUGGCCCAUAUGUGAAGGAAAUGCAUGAUGCUGCCAUGUUUUACACAAAUCGGGUCCUCAAGGAGUUCAAAGAUGUGAAUAAAAAGCAUGUGGACUGGGUAAAAGCUUACCUAGCUAUCUGGACUGAGUUGCAAGCAUACAUUAAGGAGUAUCACACCACUGGGCUAGCCUGGAACAAAACGGGGCCCACAGCAAAAGAACUGAGUGGCAUAUCAUCAGGCCCUUCAGCCCCUCCUCCCCCACCACCUGGACCACCUCCUCCACCCAUCUCUACUAGCUCCAGCUGUGAUGAGUCUGCCUCUCGGUCAGCACUGUUUGCUCAGAUUAAUCAGGGAGAGGGCAUCACACAUGCUCUGAAACAUGUUUCUGAUGACAUGAAAACUCAUAAGAACCCGGCCUUAAAGAGCCAGAGUGGACCGGUGCGCAGUGGCCCCAAGCCUUUUACAGCCCCCAAGCCUGCUGGUGGUGCCACUCCCAAACCAGCCACCAAGAAGGAACCCCCAGUGCUGGAGUUGGAGGGCAAGAAAUGGAGAGUGGAAAACCAGGAGAAUGUUUCCAACCUAGUGAUAAAUGACACAGAGCUGAAGCAAGUGGCUUACAUAUACAAGUGUGUGAGUUCUACACUCCAUAUCAGGGGCAAAAUCAAUUCCAUCACACUAGAUAACUGUAAGAAGCUUGGCUUGGUGUUUGAUGACGUCGUGGGGAUUGUGGAGAUCAUAAACAGCAGAGACAUCAAAGUUCAGGUGAUGGGUAAAGUGCCAACUAUUUCCAUCAAUAAGACAGAUGGCUGCCACAUAUACCUGAGCAAGAAUUCUCUGGACUGUGAAAUCGUCAGUGCCAAGUCUUCUGAGAUGAAUGUCCUCAUUCCCACAGAAAGUGGUGACUUUAAUGAGUUCCCCGUCCCUGAGCAGUUCAAGACACUGUGGAAUGGGCAGAAGUUGGUUACCACAGUGACCGAAAUUGCUGGCUAAGGAGAGUGCCACUGGGUCCCGUGCCCUCCCCCCAUUCAGAUGAUUCUCUUCUAGAUUUCCUCUACCUUUCUGCUCUUAAAGGCUUCUCCUUCCUUGGAGAAGUACAGCUACCUGCCUUCACUGAAUAUACCUCAGGCUGAGAUGGGGGUGGGGCAGCAGGUCCGUUGGUCAUCUGCAUGUGAUCUGCGGGAAGGUGCAUCUUCUCCAUGUCAGCUUGAACCAUACCACCAGUCCCUCCUUGGUGAACUUCAGACCAAUUUGGAUGGGUUUCAGCUUUGGGGAGGGUCCCCUCGGAUGAACGGACCAGGUUGUUCCUGCAAGGGUUAGUCCUCUGCAUAAUGCUUUUCAGGAAGGUAGCUGAAGCUGAUGUGUAACCCCGGCUAGACAUUCUAACCAAACUAAUUCACUGGCACUGAGGGACAUUCCUUGGUCCUGGCGACGUGGCUGCCCUGAACCCGAAGCUGACGCCUGGGCACCCAGCAUUCCAAGCCGAGUUGUUUCCCCUUUAGCAUUCCUUUUAUUCCACGUUCUGCUCCAGUUCUGUCUGUGCCAUGCCAGGAGGUUUCCCUGUACCAGCUGCCAUAGGAAGUCCACUCUACGGCACCUGGGCGAAAGUGGGGCCCUCUUCCAUGUGAGCCUUUGGGGUGUCGGCCAAGCACCUCCCUUCAGAAAAGUUUUUUUAAAAAUCAUUCCAAGGAAUCUGGCAUUCCUUCUCCCUUCCAUUAACUAUUAUGAAUCUUGACAGGUGCCUGUCAUCUAUUCUUUCAGAAUUGUCUUGGCACCCGCCUUCUUGUCCCUAAACGGUUUAACUUUUUUUUCUUGGCUGGGAGGCUUACAGCUUUUGUUCAUAUCCCGAACAGAAGCUUAAAACCCCCAUGCAGGCUGUUGCAUGGGCUUGAACUUGGUGGUUUCAGGCCUUGAAUAGCUUUUCCUAUGUAUAAAAUGGUUUUUAUUUUCCCUUUAGAAUAUUUACUAAAAUAUGCAAUUUUUUUUAAAAUUUUUUGGCGGGGGGGCUGUCCUGUGACUUCUACCCAUUCCUGAGGCUUGUGGGAAUAAACCUUUACUUAAAAAUUAUAAAGAAACUAGAAUAAAGUUAAUGCCAACUUGC
This is a messenger RNA of Gracilinanus agilis (Agile Gracile Mouse Opossum), 2660 nucleotides long. RefSeq names its product cyclase associated actin cytoskeleton regulatory protein 1 (gene CAP1). The record is from RefSeq and is a predicted model, not a curated record. The transcript has 12 exons. Gene Ontology annotation, biological process: regulation of adenylate cyclase activity; cell morphogenesis; cytoskeleton organization. Lineage: Eukaryota; Metazoa; Chordata; Mammalia; Didelphimorphia; Didelphidae. The coding region runs from base 137 to 1552 and encodes 471 amino acids. Gene Ontology annotation, molecular function: adenylate cyclase binding; actin binding. Gene Ontology annotation, cellular component: cytoplasm.